Messenger RNA from Paracoccidioides lutzii Pb01, 1776 nucleotides. RefSeq lists its product as hypothetical. Gene Ontology annotation, molecular function: transmembrane transporter activity. Gene Ontology annotation, biological process: transmembrane transport. The transcript is spliced from 5 exons. The coding region runs from base 1 to 1776 and encodes 591 amino acids. The record is from RefSeq and is a predicted model, not a curated record.
AUGGCUAUAGCAGCAAACGAGAGCCUGACAUUAACAGGCAUGCCACCUGAGAAUGUUGAAAAGCAGCCACUACCAUCGCCAAUCCCUGAAAAACAAAAAAAAUCGGCGGCAUUUUCUCUAACGGUCUUUUGGCUUUGCCUCGUGUCGGUGAUCACAUCGUUGGAUUCCGUCAUUAUCACAGCUAUCCUGCCGUCGAUUGCGAGAGAUCUCCCCGGUACAACAGUUCAGCUUUUCUGGUGCGGAACAGGCUUCUUGUUAGCUCAGACGGUCACCAUUCCGCUCUAUGGUAGCUUUAGCGACAUCUUCGGGCGUAAAUGGGCUCUAAACCUCGCAUUAACCAUCUUUACACUGGGCAGUAUUCUUUGCGCAACUGCGAAACACAUGCAAUGGUUGGUUGCUGCGAGAGCAAUCAAGGGUCUCGGUGCCGGAGGCAACCUCAGCCUAGUCUCCGUUAUCAUCAGUGAUAUAACAACCCUUCAAGAACGGGGUUCGUACAUAUCUCUAGUAUCUCUGGCGUGGGCAGUUGGCACGAUAGCUGGGGUCCCCAUAGGAGGUGCUAUCGGAGAGCGGACUUCAUGGCGAUGGGCAUUCUGGAUCAACGUUCCCAUCUGCGUCGUCUCCAUAAUCGGCCUCACCUUCUCUCUCAGGCUUAAGAUGGCAAAAACAACCCUAACGGCCAAAAUUGCCCGCAUUGACUUUCCAGGCAUUAUCAUUUUUGUCGGCUCAACCACCUCAUUCCUACUAGGUUUGACAACCGGCGGCACAAUUCACUCCUGGGACUCCGCGAACGUGCUCGUUCCACUCAUUGUAGGUGUGGCAGGGUGGGGUUUAUUUAUCUUUGUCGAGCUAAAGAACGCCCGCGAGCCCAUGAUUCCACUUCGGGUUUUCCAUGACCGCACAGCCGCGACGGGGGGAUAUUCUAGUGUAUUCUUCCAUGGUUUGGUGUUGUGGUGCUUAUCAUAUUAUAUUAUCAUCUUUUUUCUCGGAGUCACCCAACACGGUCUCCUUCAUUCAGCCGUGGAAACACUACCAGGAACCGCCUUCAUCGCCCCCUUUUCCAUUACCGCAGGAAUAUUGAUGACAAAAACCCUCCGCUUCCAAAAGAUAAUCUGGGCUGGCUGGGCAAUCAUGACCGUCGGCACAGGCCUUAACGCUCUAUUGAAACCUCACUCGACCGGCGGCAUCCUCUACGGCGUGCGCAUCAUCAUGCCCAUCGGCGCCGGUCUUUUAUUCCCCACAACAGUUGUAGCCGUCCAAUCCGUGCAAAAGGGCGAAGAUGUCGGCAUCGCCACCUCCGUACAGGUCUUCGCGCGCAGUCUGGGCCAGGCCUUUGGUGUUGCGCUGGGUGCGGUGAUCUUUCAAAACGAGUUUGACAGAUUCGUACGGCAGGCUGUGGCGGCCGGCGGACUGAUUGCGAGAAACCCACUGAUGUUGAUACCGGGAUCACAGGCGGACGCGGCUUUUGAAAUCAUCAAGACGUUCCCUGAGAGUGUGCAGGAGAUCUAUCGAUUUGUGUAUGCGGAUUCAUUGAGGACGGUUUGGUAUGUGAUUACGGGGAUUUCAGGGUUUGCGCUUUUGGUUAGUUUGGCGAUGAGGGAUGAGAGUUUGAAUAAGGAUGCGAAGGGGAGGCAUCGGUUUGACCAUGAGGGGAAGGAAGGGAGGGUGGUUGAUGGUGAUGGUGAUGGUGAUGGGCCUGGUGAACGGGAUGUGAAGCGUGAGAGGUUGGAGAAUGACGACGGUGUGAAUGGGAGCAGUGUGGCAACCACCAUAGGAUGA